AUGAUCCACCGCGAAGUAGCCGAUGGUCUAGAGCGUCUUUGGAACGUAAGAGUAAACUGCAUAUGGGAAGCCGAUGAAAGUAGUCGCCAUGGAGAGGUUUAUAUAUUCGACCAUGUAUUUAAGCAGGAAUGUACAAAUUCAGAUGUAUAUGGAUCUGUAGUAAAACCUUUAGUCGAUUCCUUCAUGGAAGGUUUCAAUGCCACAAUAUUUGCAUAUGGCCAAACAUCUUCUGGCAAAACACACACCAUUUUGGGCAAUAAAACAGAUCCUGGGCUUUUCCAAUUAGUAUCCAAUCAGUUAUUCCAGCAUGUGGCAGACCAGGUUGAUAAGAGGUACUUGAUUAGAUGCAGUUAUAUUGAAAUCUACAAUGAAAAGAUCAAUGACCUCCUGGAUAAGAGCAAUCAGGGUUUAACUAUAAGAGAAGAUAUCAAAGGAAAUGUGCUGCUUGAUGCAAGGGAAGCUGUCGUAGACAAUGUUGAUAAAGUUAUGGAGAACAUGAUGCAGGGCAAUAAGAUCAGACGAGUUGCAGCUACUCGCAUGAAUGAGAGGUCAUCUCGAUCACACACGAUUUUCCGGAUUAUUCUGGAGUCGAAAGAUGCCAAUCAGAAAGAUGGACCUGUACAUAUAAGCUACCUUAACUUAAUGGACUUAGCUGGUUCUGAGAGAGUUUCUCUGACGAAAGCUGCUGGUGAGCGUCUUAAAGAGGGGGCUAACAUAAACAAAUCUUUGUCAGUAUUAGGAAAUGUGAUAAGGCAACUAAGCGAGGGGAAGGAGUUUAUCAGUUAUCGCGAUUCGAAAUUGACUAGACUGCUCUCACAGGCUCUUGGCGAUGUAUAUGGAUCUGUAGUAAAACCUUUAGUCGAUUCCUUCAUGGAAGGUUUCAAUGCCACAAUAUUUGCAUAUGGCCAAACAUCUUCUGGCAAAACACACACCAUUUUGGGCAAUAAAACAGAUCCUGGGCUUUUCCAAUUAGUAUCCAAUCAGUUAUUCCAGCAUGUGGCAGACCAGGUUGAUAAGAGGUACUUGAUUAGAUGCAGUUAUAUUGAAAUCUACAAUGAAAAGAUCAAUGACCUCCUGGAUAAGAGCAAUCAGGGUUUAACUAUAAGAGAAGAUAUCAAAGGAAAUGUGCUGCUUGAUGCAAGGGAAGCUGUCGUAGACAAUGUUGAUAAAGUUAUGGAGAACAUGAUGCAGGGCAAUAAGAUCAGACGAGUUGCAGCUACUCGCAUGAAUGAGAGGUCAUCUCGAUCACACACGAUUUUCCGGAUUAUUCUGGAGUCGAAAGAUGCCAAUCAGAAAGAUGGACCUGUACAUAUAAGCUACCUUAACUUAAUGGACUUAGCUGGUUCUGAGAGAGUUUCUCUGACGAAAGCUGCUGGUGAGCGUCUUAAAGAGGGGGCUAACAUAAACAAAUCUUUGUCAGUAUUAGGAAAUGUGAUAAGGCAACUAAGCGAGGGGAAGGAGAUUCUUGGCGGUAAUGCCAAAUCAUUGAUUAUCGGGAAUGUUACUUUAGCUGCAGAGGAGGAGACUAGAUCUACACCAGAAUUCGCCCAAAGCACUAAAACUGUCAAAAUAAAACGAAAGUAA
Molecule: messenger RNA, 1584 nt
Organism: Acanthoscelides obtectus
Lineage: Eukaryota; Metazoa; Arthropoda; Insecta; Coleoptera; Chrysomelidae
Source: the annotation of a GenBank genome assembly